CCUACCCAAGCCCACCCUCCUCAUCACACCAAACCCGCUUUGAAAUUCUAAUCCUAUCUCGAACCACCGCCCCCAAUCAAUCACCGCCGCCGCGAAUGGAGCUCCUGGACGUGGUGCCGGCGGAAGCCAUCGCUCUCCGCCUCUACUCCCUCACCGCGGCGGCCAACACCGUCGUCUCGCUCUGCGCCUGGCUCGUCGCGGCCCUCGCCGCCGCCGCCGUCGGCCUCUGGCGCGUCCGCGCGGCCGGCUCCUCACACAAACCCGGCGGCGCCGUAGUCCGAAGUACCCUCGUGGACAACAAGAAGAUAGCAUCGGAAUCCUUUGACGGACCACGGCCUGCUCGGUCCGAGCCGGCGUCCCCAAUUAGCGAGCCGAGCUCGCCGUCCAAGGUCCGGUUCACGGCCUACUACGGCGGGACAGGAUCUGACGGCGGCGACGAUGGAGUAGUGGAAGGCGUCAAGAAAUGCGCGGAGAGGGACGAGGAUGAUUUCAACGGCGAGAGCGAGACGGCUGUGCUGAGACGGACGGCGUCGAUGAGGAUGAGGUCGACGAUUAAGGCGCCCUUGAUGGCGGCGCCGGACUGGGAGGAGAAGGAGAUGGCCCUCAGAAAGAGGGGCGAUUUGGGUUGGUACCGUCACCUCGACAUGGCGGUGCUCGAUGGCAGCGUCGUGAGGCUCUGGACCGGCGAGGUCACCGCGGCGGUGCAGGCCUCGCCGAGGGAGCGGCGGAGGGCAGGAUUGGAACUGCACUUGUCAGUAUAGAGACUGGAUUAUAAUGUGUAUAUUGUGGUGUAGGAUUACUGGAUUGUGAUUAGGGCGGUAUGACAAUUUUGUCCUUUGGGCAUCAGGGCAUGUCAUAUCUUUGAACUUUGAAGAGGGCCAAGGCUGAAAUGAACAGCCCUCGCCCCAGGACAUAAAUGAAAACUGGCAAUGCCAGUGUAUUCUCUCCCAGUUUCUUCCUUUCA
Molecule: messenger RNA, 964 nt
Organism: Brachypodium distachyon (stiff brome)
Lineage: Eukaryota; Viridiplantae; Streptophyta; Magnoliopsida; Poales; Poaceae
Exons: 1
Coding region: 96-761 (221 amino acids)
Source: RefSeq, a predicted model, not a curated record